This is a messenger RNA of Microplitis demolitor, 6943 nucleotides long. It is a transcript of the gene Pi4KIIIalpha, whose product is annotated as phosphatidylinositol 4-kinase alpha. Gene Ontology annotation, molecular function: 1-phosphatidylinositol 4-kinase activity. Gene Ontology annotation, cellular component: plasma membrane; cytoplasm. Gene Ontology annotation, biological process: phosphatidylinositol-mediated signaling; phosphatidylinositol phosphate biosynthetic process. The coding region runs from base 207 to 6596 and encodes 2129 amino acids. The record is from RefSeq and is a predicted model, not a curated record. The transcript is spliced from 8 exons. Lineage: Eukaryota; Metazoa; Arthropoda; Insecta; Hymenoptera; Braconidae.
UCGUGGUCAUGUCAUAAGUAAUAAAUGAUUAUGAAUAAAAAGAGAAGCAAGAUUGUUAUACAUAUCGUUUACGUAAAUUCGCUCCGUGAUAUAAAAUGACAGUCUUUAAAUUAAUUAUUGUGUAAUAUACAAAGCAAACUGUCUAUAUGUAAAUUUAAAAAAUUAUAUAUAAAUGUACAUUUGAUAUCAACAUUAUAUUAUUGAAAAUGAUUACUGAUGAAAAGUUAUUUUUUACAAAAACAGUUCAACAUUUGGCAAGAUCAUUAGCUGCGAUAAAACCAACACCAUGGGAGAAGGUGAACCGACUAUUCAAAUUAUGCCCUCAAGAAUCAGCUCAAGGUAUAUUCCGCAUCGACCAACGUGGACAGGAUGCAGUGAUAGCUCUCGGUAUAUAUUUUUUGGAGUCCGGAUUGCAACACAGAGAUCGUAUUUUACCUUAUCUACUUCGUCUGUUGCGUGGAUUACCUAAGAUAGUAUGUCUCGACGAAAUAAGAGUGACUCCUGAUGAAAGAAUACCAGUAACAGAAAGGUUCAGUUUUUGUUUGAAUACAUUGUUGAGCGACGUCGCUGCUAGAUGUGAUCCAGUUUGCGAGGAGAUAAUAUCAAAUCAAGUCGAACUACUUGCGGCUCUGACAAAUCUUAUCCGUGGAUGCAAAGAGCAGAAUGGAUCAAGAGGAAUGCAAGCUAAAGUAUCACUUUGCAAAUGUCUCGUACCGAUUUUGAUAGGAUUGGCGCGAGCAAUGGGCCGCUUUGCUUGUGUCGAUCCUCCCUUACUUUGUCGUAUAUUUCCACCCCGUGGUUUGCCAACAAAAAUAUCUGGCAAUGAAUCACCGCCUAAUACACGCCACUUGAGUUUUACUAAUUUUCGUCCCAUCAUACCGCGUUCCUUGAGCGGCAAUUUGAAUUCACAUUUGAGUAUCGACAAUGCGCAAGUUGCGUUAUCUAUUCCAGACGACUACCAAGCUGGCAAAAGACCAUCACUGCAAACUUAUACGUCAGUACCAUACGAUCCAUCAACUUACUUUUUCACUCGCUAUGGAUCCAGCUUCAAUCAGUUUCCCCAAAUGCGGUGCAAUGAGAGCCCGGAAAAACGCACUGGGUUAUUAUUUGGUAUCGUUCACUUACAAAGUGUUCUAGCACUUGCUAAAAAACUUUUGACGAAAGAUACAUUGGAUUUCCUUGAUGAAGAAGCACAACAGGUCUAUCAUUCAGCACAAGUACAAAUAUUUCCUUAUCGUUCAUUCAGCGAGACAAUGAACCUGGUGAUGGUCGCUCUUUUACGUGAACUUUUGCAAAACCAACGCGAUUUACCGGCUCCCUUUACUAAAGACGUGCAGGAAUUCGUCAAAGGGCUCUUUCUGUCAGGACAAACUGAACUACAAUCUCGUCAGCAUGAUGCCAGUGAACGCGAAGAUUUCGAUACUAAUUUUCGAAUCGUCAAUCGAUUCAAAGUAAAUGUCAUGGCCAACUCUGCCUGCGUUGAUCUACUAGUUUGGGCUAUUGGUGAUGAAACCGCUAAUGGAGAGUAUGAUUUGAGCGCGCUGUACGCAGACCUAGGUUCCAUGCUGAUUGGCGAGGGCGCUGAUAGUCUUUGCAGCCGACUGACGGAAAAAAUAAAUUCAAACCAUGGACCAACACUAGUAUUAGCACACAUGCCAUUGCUGAUGGUGUGUCUCGAGGGUCUUGGAAAGUUAGCCCAGAAAUUUCCAAACAUCGCAAUCACGUCGACGUACAACCUCCGUGAUUUUUUGAUGAAUCCAUCCCCGAUUCUUGUUAAAUUGCACGUCCAGCUCAGCGAAAAACAGGCUAAAGAUAAUCAGUUUCGAGCAUUAGUUCAGGGAAAGGAAUUAGCAGACUUGAAGCUCACGCUAUCACCAUCACAAGCAGCCUUUGAAAAGCUACGAGACGCUGCUAUUGGCAAUUUAUGCAUCGCCUUGGAAGCUGCACAGCUGGUCUACCCGAAUUGUGUACCUGCGUUAGUCAGCAGUGCAUCAACUCGGCUGUGUAGUCUUGAAAAAAGCGACAGCUCUGAGCAGCUGACGAAUCAACUAGUCGCUGAAAAUAUUAUGAUAAUGCUUGGUCAUGUUGCUGUGGCUCUAAAGGACACUCCUAAAACAACCAGCAGUAUUUUGUCAUUCUUUGAGCAGAGUUUUUGCCGCGACCCCAGUUCUCUGGACAGUCUGAUUGUCGACCAGCUCGGCUGCAUGAUAAUAGCCAAGUGUGAGGCCCGGAGUGAAAUAAUGAAAAUGUUUUCAGUAUCACUGGAGUCCAGUUGUGCGGCAUUCGCCACAAAUGUCGAUCGUAAACAGUACCGACAUGUCACCGGCGCUGUUACAAAUGCACUGGCAAAUAUAGCAGCAAAUUUACAGGGUGAAGAUGAGCUAGACAAACUUUUGCGUCGGCUGCUGCAAUUAUUUGUGUCAAUGGGUCUGGAGGGUAAACGGCAGAGUGAUAAAAUGACGACGAACACAACAGCGCUGACGACAACAACAUCUGUCAGUACAAUGAGUAAAGACACAAGUGUUGCUGGUAAUCUAGGAGCUCUUAUUCCCGUAAUAGCGAUACUUGUACGUAGAUUGCCACCAAUAAGACAACCAGAUCCACGUGUUUUAAAAUUAUUUAAAGAUUUUUGGUUGUACUGUGUUGUGUUUGGCUUUGUACCAGUGGAGCCAAGUUCCUCAAGAAUAUGGCCGACAGAAUGGUACGAAGGCGUAAAAGAAAUUUCAAUAAAGUCACCAUAUCUAAUUGCUAAAACAAAUGCUAAAUUAGAAAUGCGUGAAUUACAAUAUACAUCUGCUGUGCGUAAUGAAAGUGUAUCAAUAAGUGAGCUUCAAGAUUUACGUAAUCAGAUUUUACGAAUGAGCAUAAGGUCAAGUGAUGUUGCGGCUUAUGUUGCUAAGAUGCAAUUUGCCCAAAUAACGCAUUUACUAUCCGUUUAUUGGGUCGAAACAUUGAGAGUUGCCAAUAGUCCGGAUCCAAGCUUACAGCCGAUAAUGGAAUAUCUGAGUGACUCUGAUUUACAAAAAGACAAAAGCGGUAUGUGGCAUUGCAUUUGCAGUGUUGGUGAUUCAGUAUUUGCUAAAUUUAAAGAUGUGAUGCAAAAAAAACCAAAGGACGAAAGACGCGAACGUGAACUUGAAAAUCAUGCGCAAUUUCUUCUAGUCAAUUUUAAUCAUGUUCAUAAACAAAUACGACGAGUUGCUGAUAAAUAUUUAAGUGCGCUUGUCGAUGUUUUUCCUCAUCUGUUGUGGAACUGUCGGGUACUGUGGAGUAUGCUGGAUAUAUUGCAAGUCUUGGCUUUUUCACUUCAAUUGGAUCCUAAUGAAGAAACACCAACACUCCAUAUACCUGGUACUCCUUACAAUAUACAUUUGAUGGAUACGCUGGAAGCAAGGGCUAAAAUAGUAGAUGAUUUCGCUGCCAGAUGUAAAGAAAUAAUUCAAGAAGCCAUGAAAUGGGCACCGCAUGCCGUGAGAUCACAUUUACAGGAGUACAUUAAUCAAAUUCCGUCAUCAGGAAUGUGGCAUCAUACAGGACUUGCUCUGGCAACUGAUUCAGUACUCGAGUUUAUUGAUUUAGCAACACCUUCAACUGGUCCAACUAAUACCAACUCAAUGGACAAAAGACGUGACAACAAGAGUGCUAGCUCUUGGCUACUAUCAAUGAUGUCCAGGCGUUCGUGGUACGCUGGUGAAGUAACAGGAAUGCUGGCUCUCGCACGUGCAGAAUCACCCAGUACUGAAACUGCACCAGAUGAAGGCAGAAGUAUUGUCAUAGAUCGUGUUAUAUCAGCAGUCAAACACACAUGUCAAAGUCGAAAUGACAAUUUGCAUCAAAGCGCCUUGUGGCGCGCUACUGCUCUAUUAAUUUCAAUGCCCGGUCUUCAUAGACGACUUCUUCAUGUUGUUGCUGGUUCACAGAUUGAGUUAUUUACUCACACCGCAAUGUCGACUGCUGUUGAAUGCUGGCAGUGGCUUUUGACAGCACGGCCAGAUCUUAAGCUUCGUUUUCUCCAAGAAAUGCUGUCAGCUUGGCAGCACACUGUUGACAAAAAAAUGGGUUUAUUUUCACCGGAAAAAGAAGAGGUUAAUCCUCUGGCUGUUUAUGAAGGCUGUGAAUUAGGACCUAAUCCGCCUUACGUUAAGCCACACGAAAUAUGGAUAACAUUUAUUAUUGAAUUAAUUGAAACAGCUAAAUAUUGUUGUCAAGAAACAGUAGAAAUGAUUGCAAUGCUCUUACAUCGUUCAUUACCAAUGGCUGUUGGUACAUCGACCAGUGGAUCUGGUUUGAAUAGACACAUUGCUGCUGUUGGCGCGCGUUUUAAAUUACUCUGCUGUGGAUUACUGCUUCUCCAAGGUGACACAUUACCUAAAUCACUAAGUAAAAAUGUUUUACGUGAACGAGUUUAUUAUAAUUGCUUGGAUUAUUUUUGUCGUGAACGUCAGACUCCUACCCAAGAAUCCGAUCAACUGCGUGAAGACAUUGUGACAUUAAUGCGCUUCUGGCAGGUGAUGCAUAGCGAUAAAAAAUAUCUGAUGAUGACUGGAGAAGCGGACUUUGAAAUGUUGAUUGAACAGCAAUCAAAUUUAGCAUCAAUAGAACCAGCGACACCAAUGAACUCACUGGCACCUACCUCACGGGAUAUGAUGAAGCAGCAGUCAAACACUUGGAUCAAUACAGUUCCUCUGUCAUCCAGCAGUACCGCGCUGGGUAAGCGCAGCAAUCGGAGCAAAAGAAUACUUCAUAGUAAUGUAAUCGUAAAAGAUUACAUCAAAAAGCGUAAUCUUAUCCUGGAACUGCUGGCUGUUGAAAUAGAACUAUUAGUUGUGUGGCACAAUCCAGGUGGUAAAGCAGAGUUAAAUAUUCCUGGUGAAGCUUCGAUUGCUGAAUGGCGAGCUAAAUCAAUGAAUGAACGUUGGCGAGAUUGUACACGUCUUGCUUGGGAUAUCAGUCCAGUCUUGGCAGUAUUCUUACCCGCUAGAUUGAAAAAUUCCGAGACAAUAGUGAAAGAAGUCUGUAGACUGGUACGUCUCAAACCAGUACCUGUCAUGCAUGUUCCUGAAGCUCUUCAGUAUCUCGUAACCACAGAUACUCUAUUGAAUGACGCGCCAGAAUUAGUCUACAUGCUGACUUGGGCUCGAGUCUCACCAAUCCAAGCACUCGCUUACUUUUCACGUCAGUUCCCACAUCAUCCCAUUUCAGCCCAAUACGCCGUGCGUGUUCUCGGGAGUUAUCCAGCUGACGCAGUCCUAUUUUAUAUCCCCCAAUUGGUACAAGCUGUGAGACACGACACCAUGGGAUACGUUAUUGAAUUUAUAAAAGCUAUUGCGAAAAGAUCUCAAGUGGUAGCACAUCAACUGAUAUGGAAUAUGCACACAAAUAUGUACAUGGACGAGGAUAAACAAAUAAAAGACCCUGAUCUUUUUGAUAUCCUUGACGGAUUAGUCAAGUCAAUUUUGUCUUCAUUGUCGGGACCAGCUAAACAAUUUUACGAGCGCGAGUUUGACUUUUUCGAAAAAAUAACAAAUAUAUCUGGAGAAAUUAGGCCGUAUCCAAAGGGACCGGAAAGACGGGAAGCUUGCUUGAAAGCUCUUCGUAAAAUAUCCGUCCAACCUGGAUGCUAUCUUCCCUCGAAUCCUGAAGCUAUGGUUAUUGACAUUGAUUACAACAGUGGUAACCCUAUGCAGAGCGCUGCAAAGGCACCUUUCUUAGCGCGAUUCCGAGUCCAGCGUUAUGGAAUAAAAGAGCUGGAGAAUAUUGCAAUGGCAGUAUCAGCUAACGCCAAAGUAGAAACCAAAUGUGCAGGAUUAGAAACAUGGCAAGCAGCGAUAUUCAAAGUCGGUGAUGACGUACGACAAGAUAUGCUGGCUCUCCAAGUUAUUAGUAUAUGCAAAAACAUAUUCCAAAAAGUUGGGUUGAAUUUAUUCCUCUUUCCUUACCGAGUCGUCGCCACAGCUCCUGGGUGUGGUGUAAUAGAGUGCGUACCAAAUGCAAAGUCUCGUGACCAGCUGGGACGCACGACAGAUUUUGGAAUGUAUGAGUACUUUUUAGCGAGAUACGGGUCAGAAACAAGCAAAGAAUUCCAAACAGCUCGUCGUAAUUUUAUCAAGUCAAUGGCUGCCUACAGUGUAAUAACUUAUUUACUACAAAUAAAAGAUCGACACAACGGAAACAUUAUGCUAGAUGACGAAGGCCAUAUUAUUCAUAUUGACUUUGGAUUCAUGUUUGAGAGUUCACCUGGCGGUAAUCUCGGAUUCGAACCCGACAUAAAGCUUACUGAUGAAAUGGUUCUUGUUAUGGGGGGUAAAAUGGAAGCUGCUCCAUUCCGCUGGUUCAUGGAAUUGUGUGUCGAAGCAUUUUUGGCCAUCAGGCCGUACCAAGAAGCUAUUAUUUCUCUAGUCUCUCUUAUGCUGGACACCGGGUUACCCUGCUUCCGUGGUCAAACAAUAAAAUUAUUACGCAGCCGUUUCGCCCCGAUGGCUACUGACCGCGAGGCUGCUGUUUUUAUGCAGAAUGUUAUACGCAACAGUUUCCUCAAUUUCCGUACCAAGACUUAUGACAUGAUACAGUAUUACCAAAAUCAAAUUCCAUAUUAAAUAAUUAUUGUGUCUGAGUUGUUUGGUGCCAAGCUGUUACUUAAUUCAUUAAUAAAUGUAUAUAAAUAAUAUAAACUGUGUGUGUUAUCACGGCGGGAAACGUGAUUUAUAUUUUAAAUUGAUGGGAUAUUAUAAUUAUUAUUAUUGAAAUAUUUAAAUUAUUAAAUGUGUGACUAAUAAAAUUAAUAUUUAUUAAUGAUGUACUUGACAUUCCAAUUAUGAGUAUGAAUUAUUUUUAUGUAAUUGCAUUUCAUUUGAAAUUAUUCUGGAUGUAAAAUUUUUUUUCAAUAUUUGCGAUCACUUGACAACUGUUGAAUUUUGUAAAAAAAAUAUAUAUAUAUUAUACA